GGAGUCCCCGUAAGGAAAACCGAAACUCUCGUUACUACACGAAAACAGAAGGACAACUCGCCCUUUAGUUGUGUUUACAACCGUCACUGUAGACGCACUUGAUUUUAAACGAAGGGACAGCUAGCGGAGGCGGAAUCUUCUGUUUGUCGCCCAUCCCCGUGCUGGGGACGGGCUGCACCAAAGUAGUAAGCGAAUGCACCACUGACGCAUGCGCAGUAGAGUUGACAAUGUGGCUACGCAUUCAACGGUUAAACCAGUGGCGUUUCGUUUUAACCUCAAAAGACUGCUCCACCUCUGUCUCAGCAGUAUGUGUCCCCCAGCUCCACACUAGUAGCACUGAACCUGCAUCCAGCAGCUGUGAUGGCCUUUAUCCUGGACACAUCCACACCACCCCCAUUCAGAAAGCCUUGUUGGCUGUUGGGUCAGGGGUGGCAGCACUACGUGACCCCUACAGACAUGACAUGGUUGCGGUGCUCGGAGAGGCGACAGGACACUUUGCUCUCAUAAAUCUCAGGGACAAGAUGAAAAAUGACCCUGAAGGAUACACUAUUUUAACUGAAAGGCCGAGGAUCCGGCUGUCGACUAUCGAUGUAGCUAACAUGGCCUCGCUGCCUGAAGGCUCUUUUGGGAGAGAAUACAUCCGUUUUCUGGAUGACAAUCACGUGACCCCUGACUCAAGGGCAGAUGUGAAGUUUGUGGAUGACGAGGAGUUAGCCUACGUCAUGCUAAGAUACAGAGAGGUCCACGAUUUGAUGCACACCUUACUGGGCAUGCCCACCAACAUGCUGGGUGAAGUGGCGGUAAAAUGGUUUGAAGCUGCUCAGACGGGGCUUCCCAUGUGUGCUUUUGGAGCCGUCUUGGGGCCCCUUCGGCUGAAUGCAAGCCGCUUACAGACUCUGGUCACGUCUUUGGGUCCUUGGGCUCUGAGGAACGGUCUGCGCGCUCGCUUUGUCCUCAACAUCUUCUAUGAGCGACGAUGGGAGCAGAGCCUGGAAGACCUCCGACAAGAGCUCAACAUUGAGCCGCCUCCUGUGAUUCUCAGUGCUGCCAACAAGACGAGCACCUGAAAAGAAGCCAAAUAAUAAAAUGACUGGUUCGAGAAUCGUUGGACAGAAGACUUGUGGACAGUCCAGAAACAUUUGUAGUGUGAAGUGUGUACUUGCUGAGGAGGAAAUGGGGAAAUUUCACCAUUGGCAAAGCUUGACUUGUCCCUGAUUGCAUCCUAAAUUUAUGAUGCUGCUGGACGGCAGGUCUAAUUUAAGCUCAGUUUCACUCUGCUGUUCAGUAUCUGACGCGUAUAAUUGUAUUAAUGACAAAAAUAAAUGUAAAAUUGAAAUAAAUAAGGACUAACUAGUUCCUAUAAUCAGCUUGGACAGUGCUGAUGUUAAUGCAGUGUCCCUUCAUUUAUGCCAAUGUUUGGCUAAAUGUUGAAGUGGUGUUUUGUGACAAUUUAAAAAAUUUAAUCCAGCUGUGAAAUUAUUGAGAAACCACAUGAGGUGCACCACUGCUGCAUGUGUUGACCUUUUGACCGUACAGUACAACGGCCUCUUUUGUACUGUAAUAAUGAUGUCAGCAGGAAGUACAAUUCAGUUCAGUGGUAGAAGAUGAACAAAUCCAAAAAAUAACCUUCUGGUUUUUCUCAUUAAAAGCACUUUUCUGGUGAAAACCAA
Molecule: messenger RNA, 1670 nt
Organism: Acanthochromis polyacanthus (spiny chromis)
Lineage: Eukaryota; Metazoa; Chordata; Actinopteri; Pomacentridae
Gene: coq4
Product: coenzyme Q4 homolog (S. cerevisiae)
Exons: 7
Coding region: 228-1067 (279 amino acids)
Biological process (GO): ubiquinone biosynthetic process
Cellular component (GO): mitochondrial inner membrane; mitochondrion
Source: RefSeq, a predicted model, not a curated record